AUGGGUAUGAAAUUUGAUGAUGUCUUAUCUUACGCCAACGGCGCCUACUAUUAUGAGGAUUCUCAACUUCAGCCACUUCCGGUAGCCGAUUUUUCGACAGGCUACAAAAUGAGCAGAAAAGAUAUCCAAGACUGGUUCGGCGUCAUCAAUACCUUGCCUGAAGUACCUAAAUACUUCAUUGUGAAUGAGACCUCACUCAAAUCAAACCUGGAGCCAUUUCGCGGCAAUCGGACAUAUGUCAAUGGCGGCUGGGCUGUUUACGAGCCAGUCGAGUGGGUCCCUACUAUGUUUUUGAAUCGGGUGAUUCCGAAGAAUGAGUUUCCUAUCCAAUUUAACCGCACCACGACAUCGAUCAAUCAAACGAAGCUCUACGCUGGUCUCAAGUCUAUGGCCUCGGCAUCCGCAAGCGCCAGCUAUGGAGCAAUGAAAGCAGAAGCUAGCGUGGAGAUCAAAGGAGAAAUUGAGUUGGACCUCGAUACCAAAGUAGUUGAGACAAUGUCCCAAGAAGGAACGCUAGGCUCGAAGCCUGUGCACGAAGUUGUGCUGGGAAUGACUAUCAAGAUGCGUCGAGUUUAUUCUUGGGAAUUCGCCGAGGACGAUGUUACGUACCUGUUUCGUAUAUCACUAGGUCCGCUCGUUGAAGACUGCAGAUGGUCAGGUGCUACAGACGGUGGCAACAGUAUCUCAAACGAGAGUUUCCGCCACGUUUCUGAACUACAGUACUAUGCGGGUUACUAUAAAGCACAAAUCCUUCCGGCAUUCACUAAAGAAAAGGAAGUUAAGAAGGUGCACGUUGCUUUAAAGGCGCCUACGUGGAGCUGUUGGUACGUCUACGAGGAACCAUAUGGCUCGCCAAAGAAUUUUCGAGAGAGAAAUAACACUGAGGCGACGACGAUGGCCUGGCAGACUUUUAAGCCAGUAGCCACUUUUGUAGCAGCAGCAUGA
This is a messenger RNA of Penicillium chermesinum, 945 nucleotides long. RefSeq lists its product as uncharacterized. NCBI's taxonomy places the organism in Eukaryota, Fungi, Ascomycota, Eurotiomycetes, Eurotiales, Aspergillaceae. The record is from RefSeq and is a predicted model, not a curated record. The transcript has a single exon. Bases 1 to 945 code for a protein of 314 amino acids.